AUGGCUGAACAGUUUACCAGCCUUAUUGAUUCCAUCGAUGGAUUGAGCCUUGCUGAUAGGGCAUUUGGACUGACGGGAUCAGUCUCUGAAUGUCCAAGUUCGGCUCAGCCAGGUCUCGUGGAGGCCAUUCGGACAUUGAUACAAUCUUGCAAGGAUACUUCAGUACACGCACAACAGGCCAAGACUUUGGUCGAAGGCACGCAUACUCCGAGCAGCCAGGGCAUUUUGAAAUUAAGCUCUUUGAGCAGAAGAGCCGCCGCUCUUGUGAGGAUCACAGAUACAAUCGGCGACGCAACAGAAUGCUAUAUCUUAGCUUACAUCACAUCCCUUGCUAAUUCAGGGACACUGGUGCAGAAAAUGCUAUCGCAUUAUACUGCCGAAUUGAGGAACAUCGCACGCGAUGUUCUUAAUAGCACCGGUGAUGACAGCAAUGUUCUGCGGGAGACUUUAGAAAUAUGCUAUGGUCAGGGUCUUCAUACCUCUGGGAGGCUGCACUCUGAUAAAUACUUUGUUCCCCUGGGCGAAGCCAAUCUUGAAUGGCCCUACGACCCCGAACUUCGAGAGUGA
Molecule: messenger RNA, 567 nt
Organism: Penicillium angulare
Lineage: Eukaryota; Fungi; Ascomycota; Eurotiomycetes; Eurotiales; Aspergillaceae
Exons: 1
Coding region: 1-567 (188 amino acids)
Source: RefSeq, a predicted model, not a curated record